Molecule: messenger RNA, 1269 nt
Organism: Diabrotica virgifera virgifera (western corn rootworm)
Lineage: Eukaryota; Metazoa; Arthropoda; Insecta; Coleoptera; Chrysomelidae
Product: arginine kinase-like
Exons: 1
Coding region: 10-1161 (383 amino acids)
Biological process (GO): phosphocreatine biosynthetic process
Molecular function (GO): creatine kinase activity
Source: RefSeq, a predicted model, not a curated record
ACGUGCAUAAUGAUCCGUCCGUUUAAAAGACUGUCAAAUUGUUUGUGUAAAAUGGCAAAAUGUCACAGUUGCGACGAAAAAUGCGGAAAAGGAAAAGCACAUCCAGACGUGGUUGCGAAACUGGAACGAGGAUAUCGAGAACUGAUUAAAUCCGAUUCAAACUCCUUAUUAAAGCGUUAUUUAACGGCAGAAGUAUUUAACAAACUCAAAACGAAGAAAACUGCCUUUGGUAUGACACUUCUCGAUUGCAUCCAAUCUGGUUUGGUGAAUUUAGACUCUGGAAUAGGUGUUUACGCUGCUGAUCCAGAAUGUUACGACCUUUUUGCUGAUCUCUUCGACGCUAUUAUCCAAGAUUAUCACGGAUUUAGAAAAUCUGACGUGCAUCCUGCUACUGAUUUUGGAGAUAUAAGCAGUAUCGGAAACUUGGACCCGAAUCAACAACAUAUCGUGUCUACUAGAAUACGGUGUUGCAGGUCUGUAGAAGGUUAUCCUUUUAAUCCGGGUCUUACAGAAGAGUUGUACCAAAAACUCGAAGAAAGAGUAACUGCUGCUUUGAAGGAUUUACCAGGCGAGCUAGCCGGUCAGUAUAUAGCCCUUCACGAUAUGACGCCUGCACAACAACAACAACUCAUUGACGACCAUUUUCUCUUUAAAGAAGGAGAUAGAUUCUUGGAGGCAGCUAAUUCUAAUCGAUAUUGGCCAACUGGAAGAGGAAUCUAUUUCAAUAAUAAAAAAACGUUUUUGGUGUGGGUUAACGAAGAAGACCAUAUACGCAUCAUAUCUUUACAACAAGGCGGCAACUUGGGGGAGGUGUACGCCAGGUGGGUACUUGCCGUGACUACUUUGGAAAAGAAGCUCAAGUACAUCAGAAGUGAUCGAUUUGGUUAUCUGACGUUUUGUCCUACCAAUUUGGGAACUACUAUAAGAGCUUCGGUGCACAUCAAAGUGCCCAAAUUGGCCGCAGACAUGAACAAACUUAAUAGCAUUGCGAGCUCUUAUAAUCUUCAAGUGAGAGGUACGCGUGGAGAACACACUGAAGCUGAAGGAGGUGUUUACGAUAUUUCGAAUAAAAGACGAUUGGGACUUACUGAAAUAGAUGUCAUUAAAGAAAUGUAUUCAGGAAUUCAAGAAAUCAUCAGACUCGAAAAAAAUGCAAAAUAAUUAAUAAAACAGAGAAAUAUAAAUAAAAUUGUUCAAUUGUUAAUUUUCAUGUUUCGAAGAUGGUUUAUUAAUAAAAUUAGUGAUUAAAGUUUUAUUAAAUAUUUCAAA